Dermacentor silvarum is the source of this 8134-nucleotide messenger RNA. RefSeq names its product zinc finger protein 62 homolog. Lineage: Eukaryota; Metazoa; Arthropoda; Arachnida; Ixodida; Ixodidae. The record is from RefSeq and is a predicted model, not a curated record. Gene Ontology annotation, cellular component: nucleus. Gene Ontology annotation, biological process: regulation of transcription by RNA polymerase II. The transcript is spliced from 2 exons. The coding region runs from base 432 to 4175 and encodes 1247 amino acids. Gene Ontology annotation, molecular function: DNA-binding transcription factor activity, RNA polymerase II-specific; RNA polymerase II transcription regulatory region sequence-specific DNA binding.
UGCUUAUUUUGGUUGGAACGCCUAUGUCCUUUCCGUGAUGGUGGUAUGUGCGUCGUCCGACUACAAGCACUACGACUACUCUCAGCUGCUGGUCUACUCCGCGCGGCUUUCCGUGCGCAUCGGUCGUAGUGGCACCACGGUAAAUCCAGCCCUACCAACCUAGUAUACAGAACGAGCGCUACCGACGAACCCCACUAAAGGUUGAUUACUGCACGGGCUUCCCGCUUCGUUAGGCUAAAGCUUGCGGCGCGCACAACUGCAACCACUGUAACCUCGUUUAUCAUCUAGCAUUGCCGCCGCUGAAAGAUGUAGCAGACGAGCCUUUGCGUCCCUCGAAACGUAUCGAGCUUCCGUGGGACCCUAGCAAGUGACAUGUAAUGAAAUUAGCUGAUCAGAUAUCUGCAGAAUUAUAGUGGAAACACGCUGCCAACAUGGUCACUGUCUGCGUUGACGUCGAUUUGGACAUGAAGCCGAUGUCCCUCGACUUAGUGUUUCCAGAGGGCAUCGAAAGAGGUGGCAGAAUAAACUUUAAUUUUGCAAGGGGUCGGUUUGAUUCAGAAAAUCGCGGUGAGACUUUCUUUGACGCAGCAUAUGCGCGCGAGAAAGUUCGCGUGUUUUCGGAAGGCAGGCCGAGCUCUUUCUGUUACAUCGACGAGCGAUGCGAUGCAAAUGUGGUCUUCGAUGACGAAGAGGUAGUGGAGAUUCAAACUCAAGGUUGCGAAAUCGAAGUGGAGUCAGAGCUUCCCUCUCCUGCCGCAUCGCCUCUGCCUGACCCGUGUUCACCCGAAAGUGCGAGUUCGCCUGAACCAGCGACAGUUGUCGGCAACCACGCGACUGCUGACACGGUGGACGCAGGAGAGCGCACAAGUAGCACUGUCGACGAAAUUGACCUGACAGGUGGCUCAAACGAUGCUUCUGAGAAGACAGCAGAUGCCACUACUGAAGAUCACUCCUACAUUGUCGGCCAAACAAGUACCACCACCAGUGCUGUUGACAUUGAUGAUACCUCCACCCACCUAGUCAUUUCGAACUCAGCCGGAGCUUCACCUGCGAACACCACAACUGUCAUUGCAAGAGCUUUGAACAUUGCCCAGAAUGUAACCUCGCAGCCCGGUACAGUAAGAAACAUCAGUGCAAAUGAUGCUGUCACCUCCAAGGGUAACAAUGGUACUAAAGCGAUGGCACUGUACUCUUGCUUGUAUUGCCAGCACAUAACACCAUGCAAGGAGACUGCAAUAGCUCACUGCAAGAUUCAUACCUCGAGAAAGGAUCCUUUGCCACAGAAGACGCUAAAAGGUGCAGAGGCAGUUAAGGCAGGAAAGGUUGAAGGACUUACCUCUCCAGACAAGGCCAAGCCCCAGAGAAACAAUACUAAGCCACGUAUCGGAAAUGUGUUUUCUCUUACCAAGGAUAAAUUGGCUGUCAUUACAACAGCUGCUGGUGCAUCAAACCUGUCCGGAGGUGAAGGUGCUUUUGGAGCAAAAGGUUCCAUUGAAACAGCAGUCUUGCCCACGGUGCUCAACAUGCUUGCCUCUGUGUCACCAAAUGUUAAGCGCGUCAUCCUUAAAACUGGCCCAGUUCCUCUCUCAGCAGCUGGUUCUCUUACUUCAAAAAAUAUCACAGCUGUUGUGAAGAAAGCUAUUGAGAGCAACGUAACAGAAUUGAAGUCUGUCUCUCCUUCAUCUACACCAAAGCCACUGACAACAACGCCAGGGAAGGGUUUGAAGCCCAUUGUGCUGCCAAAGUCAUUGGUAGAAUCGAAAGACCUGCUCACCAAGCCUCCUCCUAAUACAAAAAUAGUCUUUAAGUGCUUUAAGUGUUCUCACGUUACUUUUGAUAAGCUUGUCGCCCUUAAGCAUCUCCAAGAGCACACAACUGCAGCACAAGAGAAACAAGCGGAUAAAGAAAGCCGUUUGAGUGAUGAGUCUGAAGGUACAUCUGUUCCGGGCACACCUCCGGUGCCAGCUGGACCGGAAACUCUAAAGAAGCGCGGCCUGCCCCUGACAGGAUCGCAGCUGAAGCCCCUUGUUCAGCAGGUCGGUCGUCUCUCAAAAGCCGCAACAGAGUCGAUCAAAUACUUUGCAUGUACUAAAUGCAGAAAGGUUUACAAGAACAAGGCAAGCUUGAACAAGCACAUGGUGAAGCACACGGGAGAGCAGAAGUUCCGCUGUGAGAUUUGUGACAGGGCCUUUCAGUUCAAGUCUGUGCUUCAAGUGCACAUGAAAGUGCACAACCGUGUUACCCCGUACAAGUGCACAAAGUGCAAGCGAAGCUUCACCACAGAAGUGGCAUUGAAGAAUCACGAGGAGAAAUCACACAGUGACCCAGUGAUCUGCCACCUUUGCAACCUGCCAUUUGUACGACAGCACAAUUUGGUAGUGCACAUGAUGCAGAGGCAUGGACAGACUGCUCAGCACCGUUGCACCAGCUGCCGGAAGCCCUUCUUCACCGAGGCAGACCUUGCUGCUCACAAGGAUUUGUGCAAGGGAGACAUCUACCGGCAUUGUGGCCUCUGCAGCUUCAAGGGUGCCAUCUACAAGGAGCUCUGCGAGCAUGUAGUACAGUGCCACCCAGAAGUGCCGCAGUUCAAGUGCGAGACGUGUGGCUUGGUUUCCAUUCACAAGGUCAGGCACAGGGGCCACAUUCGAACGCACCAGCCCGGUUAUAAGCCCAAGAAAGUGAAGCACACUUACAAGUGUCCGCAGUGCGGCAAAGAGAUGCGGAGCCAGUCGGGCCUGCAGUCCCACCUGAGCUCCCACAACAACAUACGGCCGUUUUCAUGCCCGACAUGCGGGUGCAGCUUCUCAUCCAAGGGCAGCCUCAGGGCUCAUCGCCUCAACGUCCACGCUUCAACCACAUUCAGCUGCGAGCAGUGCCCGCUUACAUGCAAGUCUCUGUUUGCACUUCGCAAGCACAAGACCCUGAUUCACGGGCAAACCAUAAACUUUAAGUGCGACCACUGUAACAAACGCUUCACCAGCGAGCGUAAGAAGCAGCUGCACACUGCUGUGGUGCACAUGGGUGACACGGCCUGCCUCGCAGACGGCCAGAACCCAUUCCCCACACUCAAGGUGUACCGCUGUACGGAAACAGAUUGCACCUUUGCCACUUUCAGCCUGUACCGGAGCAAGGCCCACGCCAUAACCCACACGGGAGUCAUGCCUUUCCAGUGCACACAGUGUGACAAAGCAUUUGUCGUCCAAGACGAGCUCAAGAGACACAUAACUCUGCAGCACAAUAAGGGCAAGCAAAAGCCUUGUCCUCACUGUGGUCGGGUGUUUGUCUCCGACUCCCGCUACGAGUGGCACCUGCGUCUCCAUGAAAAUAACCAGGGCUUCAAGUGUAGCAAGUGCAGCUACCUAUACGAGUCGAAGGCGUACCUGGAGCACCACCAACAGAAGCAUGCCGAGGAGAACCAGUCUGUCUGCCAAGUGUGCAGCAAGACUUUCAAGACUGUGCGAGCCAUGGGCAUCCACGUGACCCACAUGCACCCUGAGGUGGCAAAAAGCCCUUCUCUGCAGGUGCUGCGCUCGCUGCGUUACCCACACGGCUGCGACCAGUGCCCCGUGCGGUUCAAGACCACCACCGAGCUGCGGGCGCACAAGCUGUGCCGACACUCUGGCGUUGCUGGCAAGCGGAUCACCAACGCUGAAAGGAACUUCGAGUGCCACUUCUGCGGCAAGGCCUUCAAGCACAACUGUGCACUGCAGACGCAUCUUCGCACCCACACGGGUGAGCGGCCGUUUGAGUGCCCACACUGCAGCAAGGCCUUCACCAUCCACCAGACACUCAAGGACCACAUUGUUAGCGUGCACACAAAAGACUUCAAGCUGCACUGUCUGCUCUGUGGCAAGGGCGUCGUCAACAACACGAAGCUCAAGCAGCACCUUCAGCACGCGCACAAAGCCGUGCCUAAGCCUACCUUGCCCCUCUCCGCUCGCGGCAAGGCAGGAGGAGUAGACAAGCCAAAGGCACCUCGCGCGCCGACGAAGAGGGCAGAGGAGCCGCAGCUACAACAUCUGCAGACGCAGCAGCUUCACAUGGCGCCGAUCGUGUUCGUAGAAGAACAUAAUCCAGAGAUAGGCGAAGUGUAUGUGGAGCAGGAGGUGGUGACUGCCACGGAAACAGCCAUGGUUGUCGAGGACCCCAUUAAGCUGCUCACGUCUUUCUUCUGAGCAACGUGUGCUUGUGGAGAUAGUACGUCACAUGUGUUUGCCAGGGGCCCCAUCAAACCUUUAACAUCUUUCUUUUCAGCAGUGUAUGUGCUUGAAGAGACACAUCAUAGGAGUUUGUUAGGGACUCCAUCAAACUCAUCACACCAUUCAGACAGUGUGCGUGUUUGCGAAAAAGCACUGUUGAAGUGCCUGUUGUUUGUUUAACAGAAACUGACAGACUUCUGAAUGAGUUGCAAGAUGUGGCUUGUAAAGCUGUGUACAUUUUGUUUGUACAGAGUUUUUACUGUAUGUUAUGCCUUGCUUGAGUGCAAGUAGAAAUUGUACAUAUGUUUGGAUGGUCACUGAAAGCAUUAGAGUAUAGCACACCUCUUUGUUUCAUUGUAGUCUGAGAGGUAAAGUUCACUUUUUAUUUCAACAACCAGCUUUUAUUAGUUAACCACAAAGUCCUUAAAGUACUUUUGAUUUUGUGUUUGUUUCUUGGUUUUGUGGGGGAGUAUGAAAGGCAGUUCUGAAUUAUACCAACCUCACAAAUUGCAAUUGCACCAUAAUUUUUUUUCUCCGGCAAGGUAACUGAGUUACAAGGCAGUGAGGUUGCAGUCCCAUGUCAAAUUUUAUGCAUGGCACACUGUGAACUACGAGCUUGUAGAGCUCAUUCAUGUCUUCAGGUACAACCAUGUUUGGAUGUGUGAAUAUCAACACGGCUUCAUGCCUACACCAAUAUAACUGUUCCGAAAUGCUUGAAUUUAUUGAGUUGCAGUGGUUGCUGAGCAUGCCAAAUUGAAUUCUUAAACUUAGCAUCAAGCAUUAUGCUUGCCCCAAACUGCGACCUGUACUUUUUCUUUUGUACUGAAGUGUACAGUAGGAAGGUUUAUAAGAAAUGCUGGUUUAAUUAGGAUGUCAAACCAAACAGAAGAAGUGUUUACUGUGUUUACUCACAUAAUGAACGCACCCCCCACUUUUCCAAUCAAGAAGUGUUUUUUUUCUUUUCCUCAGAUAAUGAUCGCACCCUGAACUUGCUGCCGUGAAGUAGGAGAGACACGGCACGAUUCAACGUCCGAUGUGGCGUCCAGUGGGUACGCCGUAUUGGACGCCGAACCGUACCGUGUGUCACCUACAUUUAUGGCGGUAGCUAUCAUGUCGACACUCCAUGCGCAUUUUUGCUGUCGGCGCUGACGUUUGCGGCUCAAUCCCGUGUUCGAGGGAGGAAAGCGGUGAGGAAAUGCGACGUAUUCUGUCACGUGCAUGACGCCGGGGGGAGAGGCGCGGCGUAGCAACUGCGCAUUGCGUGGCCGCACACCCUAUCUUGAAAGUCAUAGAGUUUCUCACUAUAAUACCUAGAGGGCAAUCUGGCGCCACCAUCUAUGGGAGUUUCCUAAAGGGUGCUGUGCUGUUAUGGGAAUGACAGGAUAUGUGUCUGCAAGGCUUGUGUAGGCUGGUGUUGAACGAGACUUCGUCUAAAACGUGGAUAUGGCUACACAAAUAAUGCGUUCCUAAAUUAAAAUCUACAUAAAGGGCUUUCAUUCACCCCUAUUACAUCUCUCAAGAAAGUUUACUCACCUACAAUGCAGAAUCAAGCGAAGAAAAGGAAGAACAGACGACUAGUUGUUCCACAGCCAGCAAGUAUCUUGUCGUCUGUCCGGCAACUUUAGCGGCCAGCUCAUAUAUUUUACACUUCAUAUAAAUGUACAUCCAAUAUUAAGUCCUCAAAAUUAAACAAAACAUGUUUAUGUGUAAUAAUAAAGCCAAAACAGCUUUUUACGUGGUGUUUUAGCAGGAAAUGAAUGUGACAGAUGGAACGGUGCUAGCCAUUCACGUCUUUAAGGCGACCUGGCUCUCCGAGAACGAUGCCAAUCCGAAUUCACAAUAUACCGGCAUUCCCAUGCAUACAACUGCGCAGCAGCGCCAGAUUUCCCUCUAGGUAAUAUAGUGAGAAACUAUGUUCAAAGUGAUCUGGCGUCGGGGGCCGAGUCUAGGUGCGAUGGCGGCUUAUACCUUUGUGCGCGCUCCGUUCUCGUUGCUCAGUUUGCUUUAAUGCUAUACACGGCACGAAGGUCACUUCGCUCGCUGUUGCUGCUGCGCUUGCUCACGGCAGCGUUUUGACAGCGAGUGUCCGCGGUCAUCGAGUGUGAUGUGUUCAAUGUUUGCCUGUGCGCGCUGACACCAUGCUUGUUAACCUACAUAGUUGGCAAAUGUUUGCAAGUUUAUUCGGCUGAUAAAACUGCUAUCCUCACUUUGUAUAUAGCUGUCUACGCAUUUGCUAUCGCAAUCGAUGGUUCGCCUUUCGGGCGAAACUGCGACUUUUUUAGAGGUGGCCGCAGAAAUAAAAUCGCUCGAAAUUUUACCGCGCAUAAUAAAUGCACCCCUCAACGUUGGACAUAUUUUUCGGGAAAAAAAGUGCGUUUAUUAUGUGAGUAAAUACGGUAUUCAUCUAAGAACUGGUGCUGUAACCUCCCUGUACUUUCUUGACUGCCAGACACAAGUGGCACAAUCAAGUGCGUUGAAUAUCUCCACUUUAGAUGUUCUAGCAGAUGCAGUUCACAGAAGUGCAUAGUCUUAUCUUUCAUGCAGCUGCUUUUCAGCAAUUUUUUCUUAAAAAGAACAAUAAUUUAUAGGCAUAUCAGUAUAUAGAAAAUCUGCUCUUAAACAAUAAUUACAAUUUCACUUUCUUUUUCUUGAAUCACAACAAAUUUGGCAUAUUAAAUUUCACUUACAACGUCACUUACUUGAUUGUGCCAUUGGCACCUGGCAGAGGGUCAAGAGUAACAGAAGAUCAUCAUGUGCAUCAAAUUACAUGCAUGUGCAUAGUGUAUGUGCAUGCACAUGCGCUACGCGCACUAGACUUGUACCGAAUGCUCUCAAGUGGCAUGAUGUAUGUGUUUUGCUCUUGACUGAUGCCACGGACAUUGAGCUGCCAUAAUAAAAACAAAGCCAGAAUUCGCGUUUCCACCUGUGCCCUGUCGCCAUAAAGUGUUUGUAAAACUUGAGCAAGUUAUCAGUGAAUGGCAUAAUCUAAUGGGUGAGCUGUAGCCAUAUCCUCCUAAGACCGCUUGUACAAAUACAUUGCACAUUGCCUUCAAGUUUCUUUCGAAAUUUACUUGGAAGUGAUUAUGCAACAUAUUCAUUCUGGGUAUGAAGCACAGUGCAUGUCUAACUGUAAAGAAGUGGUUUACUCACAUUCUUGUCAUCCGCUUUCGAGAAAUUUGAUACUAAAUUGAUCUAUACCUCUGUGUUGUCCCAGACGGCCAAAAGCAACGUUGAGGUGUGUUUCGAAAUCACUGAAAUUGCGUGAAAAUACUGGACGUGGGAGCAACACGGCAUUGUACUACACGUAGUUCCAUCAUCUCUCUGUUUAAUUAAGCAAUGAAAUGCAGUUUUUACCGUAGCGAAGAUGAGGAAAUAGUGGAGACACGGAGACGUAGAUUUUGGCAUCUAACCAUGUUAUUUAAAAUUUGAAGAUUGUUUUUUCAAAUUCAUAACAUAACAGUAGUCGAUAAAAGCUACCUUGAAGAGCGAUUAUGUGCCAUAGUUGUGUUCGGGUCUAGGGAGGAUAUGCUGGCUGUAGCAGACAUUAUUUGUGAGUAGCACAGUGAUUAAGAAUGCCCAUGAGGACUAAAUUUUUGGAUCGAGCGUAUGUGCAACACCUAAAAAAAUGGGGAUUCCAGGAGUCACAUGCCUUUAUUAUGGACAGUGAGUUUACAUUUUCACCAACGCAAAGACGGUGUUUUUUGCUGUAUAGUUCGUGCUUGUUUUACGUGUGCUUUUGACUUUGUGGCAAGGAGCCAGCUGUUUUUUUACCGAGGGCAUCCAUUUGGUGCGAGAAAGUUAUUGUACUUGUUCUUAGUUCAAACAUGCAGACAGCAUAUUUUGUGUUCAUCCAGAUCAUCCCGUUCACAAACACGCGUUACUUUAUUAUCCGGGUGUAUGAGAACUUUGAAAUUAAAACUUUCUAAAGCCACUUA